ACCGACGUCGCAUAUUCCUCUCUCCUCACUCUGCCACUCACACAAUUCACAUACCGUCAACUCUCGCAUCGCUCUUUAUAAAUAGUAAACACUUAUAAUUCUCUCAAAUCUGAGAUUGAUAAAUUAGAAAAACAAACAAACAAACAAACACAAAAAAAUCUCGGAGUCUUCUCUGGUUUUCUUUGGUUUGGUUUGGUUUGGUUUGGAUGGGGAAGGGAAUGGAGUGCUCUGAAAAUUCGCAAACGAAUAUGAAAGUGAUUCAUGGCGAAGCUGGUUACGUUCUCGAAGAUGUUCCUCACCUCACCGAUUUUCUUCCUGAUCUUCCUACUUUUCAAAAUCCAUUGCAAUUCAAUCCUGCUUAUUCAGUCGUUAAGCAGUAUUUUGUUAAUGUGGAUGAUACAGUUGCUCAGAAGAUUGUUGUUCACAAGGAUAGCCCAAGAGGGGUCCACUUUCGGCGUACAGGACCUCGCCAAAAGAUCUAUUUUGAUUCGGAUGAAGUUCAUGCCUGUAUUGUGACAUGCGGUGGUCUGUGCCCCGGGCUCAACACUGUGAUUAGGGAAAUUGUUUGUGGCCUUUAUCACAUGUAUGGUGUCAAUAAAAUCCUUGGGAUAGAUGGAGGAUACAGGGGUUUCUAUGCCAAAAAUACCGUUCCUUUAACACCCAAGAUUGUUGAUGAUAUCCAUAAACGUGGUGGUACCAUCCUUGGGACAUCGCGAGGAGGCCAUGAUACCUCAAAGAUAGUUGACAGCAUUCAGGAUCGUGGGAUUAAUCAGGUUUAUAUAAUUGGAGGAGAUGGAACUCAGAGAGGAGCAGCUGUCAUAUUUGAGGAAAUUAGACGGCGUGGCCUUAAAGUUGCAGUUGCUGGAAUUCCUAAAACCAUAGAUAACGACAUUCCGGUUAUCGACAAGUCCUUUGGUUUUGAUACUGCGGUUGAAGAAGCUCAACGAGCCAUUAAUGCUGCCCAUGUUGAAGCUGGAAGCUUUGAAAAUGGUCUUGGUGUUGUAAAAUUAAUGGGACGCUACAGUGGUUUCAUUGCUAUGUAUGCUACUCUUGCCAGCCGGGAUGUGGAUUGUUGUCUGAUCCCUGAGUCUCCCUUCCAUCUUGAAGGAAAAGGUGGACUUUUUGAAUAUAUUGAAAAACGACUCAAAGAGAAUGGGCAUAUGGUAAUUGUGAUAGCUGAGGGAGCAGGGCUGGAUCUUCUUUCAGAGAGCUUUCAAAAUACGGACUUGAAGGAUGCUUCGGGAAACAAGCUACUACCAGAUGUUGGGCUAUGGCUAUCUCAGAAGAUCAAGGAUUAUUUUUCAGGACAAGAGAAGAUGGUCAUUAAUCUUAAACAUAUAGAUCCUACUUACAUGAUCCGAGCAAUUCCAGGAAAUGCUUCCGACAAUGUCUACAGCACGCUUCUUUCUCACAGUGCAGUUCAUGGUGCAAUGGCUGGUUAUACAGGCUUCGUAGUUGGGCCAGUCAAUGGCAGACAUGCUAUGAUUCCUUUCAAUCGCAUCACUGAGAAGCAGAACAAGGUUGUGAUUACUGACAGGAUGUGGGCAAGAGUCCUUGCAUCAACCAACCAGCCAAGCUUUCUGAAUCCUAAAGAUUUCAUUGAAAAGGAAGAACCUCAAACUCAAACCCAGUUGGAGGAUGGAGGAAAUACUAAAGAUGACGAGUCAUUGACUAAAGAUAUCCCAGAGCAUGACAUAAAAAGAGCACUUGACAUCGUCUUUAUACCUGUGAUAAUCAGUGGCUACUCUUAUCAGUGCCUACCCCUCUUAGUUGCUAUGAAUCUGAAUAUGGCUAAAUUGUAGAAGAUUUAUUUUUAUUUUGUAGUCCCGUGGAGGUUGCUUGGGAAGGUUUCCCAAUGAAGUUAUAUAUGUUAUUUUUAUUUCAAAUUUUAUCGCCCCAUGGUAAUUUAGGUUGAGGUUCCAAUUUGCUUCCUUGAAGGGCGUGGAAGCAAAUUGAAGUGUCUGGCUUUUUCUUUUUUUCUUAAAUUGAAGUUUCUGGCAGUACAAUUGUCCUUACCCUUUGUAAAAUUAUAUGGUGCAAUAUGAUAUAUGUUUUUGCCUAA
Molecule: messenger RNA, 2062 nt
Organism: Quercus robur (English oak)
Lineage: Eukaryota; Viridiplantae; Streptophyta; Magnoliopsida; Fagales; Fagaceae
Product: ATP-dependent 6-phosphofructokinase 6
Biological process (GO): fructose 6-phosphate metabolic process; glycolytic process
Cellular component (GO): cytoplasm
Molecular function (GO): 6-phosphofructokinase activity; ATP binding
Source: RefSeq, a predicted model, not a curated record